Messenger RNA from Nomascus leucogenys (northern white-cheeked gibbon), 3060 nucleotides. Its product is annotated as protein ZNF738. The transcript has 4 exons. Gene Ontology annotation, biological process: negative regulation of transcription by RNA polymerase II. Lineage: Eukaryota; Metazoa; Chordata; Mammalia; Primates; Hylobatidae. Gene Ontology annotation, molecular function: DNA-binding transcription repressor activity, RNA polymerase II-specific. The record is from RefSeq and is a predicted model, not a curated record. The coding region runs from base 435 to 2846 and encodes 803 amino acids.
UUGUCCUUGUGCAGUUGAUUUUAAAAUUUACUUCAAGAGCUUUCUGAAAUAUUUAUUUCACUAUAGAGUUAAUUAUUUUUCUCUUCAUUAUUAAGUAUCUUUAUGUAGCUAAAGAAGAGCUGUGCAUAAAUCAUCACAUUUAAUCUGGCAGCUGCCUUUCUUUCUUAGGUUUUCUUUGCAUAUGUCUAUCUUUGGAAAAUGAAGACUCUUAUCUUUGUUUACAGGCCAGAAAAAUUGGGUGAAACACAGGCUCUUCCACUUACUGGAUGUUUGAAAAAAUAUUCUUUUUGGGCCAAACACAUUGGCAUUACUAGUGAGCUUGUUAGAAAUUCAGAAUCUCAGACUUUAUUUCACAUCUUCUGAAAAAAAAAAUCUGCACAAGAUCUCCAGUUUAUUGUACACAUUAAAACUUGAGAGGUGCCAUCUAACUCAACAUGUCAUUUUUGCCUGAAAAAUAUGCACUACUCAUUCUUUGUGAUGCAAAUAUAACACUAAAAAAUGUACAUGUUUGUGUUUAUGCCUUUAGUUUUUAUACUUUAUUGUUCAUAAAUUAUCAUAUAUACAGUGGUAUUGUGGGUCUUAUACCAUUUUCUUCUCUCAGAGUUAGAGAAUACAUUAGAGAAUAUUUCUGUGUUGAAAACUGUUGGAUUAUUUCAGUCAUUCCUGGGCCGUUGACAUUUAGGGAUGUGGUCAUAGAAUUCUCUCAGGAGGAGUGGCAAUGCCUGGAUACUGCUCAGCAAGAUUUGUAUAGGAAAGUGAUGUUAGAAAACUUCAGAAACCUGGUGUUCUUGGCAGGUAUUGCUGUCUCUAAGCCAGAUCUGGUCACCUGUCUGGAGCAAGGAAGAGAUCCCUGGAAUAUGAAGAGACACAGUAUGGUAGCCACACCCCCAGUUAAAUAUUCUCAUUUUGCGCAGGACCUUUGGCCACAGCCGGGCAUAAAAGAUUCUUUCCAAAAAGUGAUACUGAGAGAAUAUGGAAAAUAUGGACAUAAGGAUUUACAGUUAAGAAAUGGCUGUAAAAGUGUGAAUGAGUGUAAUGUGCAAAAAGAAGGUUAUAAUGAACUAAACCAGUGUUUGACAACUACCCAGAGCAAAAUAUUUCAAUGUGAUAAAUAUGUGAGAGUCUUUCAUAAAUUUUUAAAUUCAAAUACACAUAAGACACAUACUGGAAAGAAACCUUUCAAAUGUAAAAAAUGUGGCAAAUCAUUUUGCAUGCUUUUACACCUAAGUCAACAUAAAAGAAUUCAUAUUAGAGAGAAUUCUUACCAAUGUGAAGAAUGUGGCAAAGCCUUUAAAUGGUUCUCAACCCUUACUAGACACAGGAGAGUUCAUACUGGAGACAAAUCCUACAAACAUGAAGAAUGUGGAAAAGGUUUUAACCAGUCCUCAACUCUUAAGGUAAUUCAUGCUAGAGAGAAACACUACAAAUGUGAAAAAUGUGGCAAAGAUUUUAAACAGUCCUCACACCUUACUAAACAUAAGAUGAUUCAUACUGGAGAGAAACCCUACAAAUGUGAGGAAUGUGGCAAAGCUUUUAAUUGGUACUCACACCUUACCAGACAUAAGAUAAUUCAUACUGGAGAGAAACCCUACAAAUGUGAAGAAUGUGGCAAAGCCUUUAAUGUAUUUGCAACCCUUACUAGACAUAAGAUAAUUCAUACAGCAGAGAAACCCUACAAAUGUGAGGAAUGUGGCAAAGCUUUUAAACAGUCCUCAAACCUUACUACUCAUAUGAAAAUUCAUUCUGGAGAGAAACCCUACAAAUGUGAAGAAUGUGGCAAAGCUUUCUUCCGAUUCUCAUACCUUACUACACAUAAGAUAAUUCAUACUGGAGAGAAACCCUACAAAUGUGAGGAAUGUGGCAAAGCUUUUAACUGUUACUCCUACCUUACUGCACAUAAGAUGAUUCAUACUGGAGAGAAACCCUACAAAUGUGAAGAAUGUGGCAAAGCUUUCUACCGAUUCAUUUACCUUACUACACAUAAGAGAAUUCACACUGGAGAGAAACCCUACAAAUGUUUAGAAUGUGGCAAAGCUUUCUACCGACUAUCUUAUCUUACUACACAUAAGAUGAUUCAUACUGUAGAGAAACGCUACAAAUGUGAGGAAUGCGGCAAAGCUUUUAACUGGUACUCACGCCUUACUACACAUAAGAGAAUUCAUACUGGUGAGAAACCCUACAAAUGUGAAGAAUGUGGCAAAGCCUUUAGUGUAUUCUCAACCCUUACUAAACAUAAGAUAAUUCAUACUGGAGAGAGACCCUACAAGUGUGAAGAAUGUGGCAAAGCCUUUAACGUAUUCUCAACCCUUACUAAACAUAAGAGAAUUCAUAAUGGAGAGAAACUCUACAAAUGUUUAGAAUGUGGCAAAGAUUUCUACCAAUUCUCAUACCUUACAACACAUAAGGUGAUUCAUACUGGAGAGAGACCCUACAAACAUGAAGAAUGUGGCAAAGCUUUUAACGGUUCCUCACCAGUUACUAGACAUAAAAUAAUUCAUACUGGAGAGAAACCCUACAAAUGUGAAGAAUGUGGCAAAGCUUUUAAAAAAUCCUCAAACCUUACUAAUCAUAAGAUAAUUCAUACUGGAGAGAAACCCUACAAAUGUGAAGAAUGUGGAAAAGCUUUUAACCAGUCCUCAACUCUUACUAGACAUAAGAGAGUUCAUACUGGAGAGAAACCCUACAAAUGUGAAGAAUGUGGCAAAGCUUAUAACUGGUCCUCAAACCUUACUAAACAUAAGAGAAUUCAUACUGUAGAGACACCCUACAAAUGUGAAGAAUGUGGCAAAGCUUUUAACGAAUCUUCAACCCUUACUAUUCAUAAGAUAAUUCAUAUUGGAGAAUAACACUACAAAUGUGAAAAAUGGGGCAAACCUUAUAACCAGUGCUCAUACUUUACUACACAUAGGAGAAUUCAUGCGGAAGAGAAAUUUUACAAAUGUGAAGAAUGUGGCAAAGGCUUUGACUGGUCCUCUACCCUUACUAAAGAUAAAAGAGUUUGACUGGGUGUGGUGGCUUAUGCCUAUAAUCCCAGCACUUUGGGAGGCCAAGGCAGGCAGA